ACAAUCGCUUAGUAUCUUGGUGACCGUUGAACCGUGAACAUAUUAUUAUAAUAUUGUUUUUUAUACGUCUAAAAAUGAGAUCGCUAUUAUUCUUGUUAGCGGUGGUUCUGGCGUGCGUGUCGGUGAGCCAUGCGAAGGACCUGAUCGUGGGCACCAGCUUCAACAACCGGUUGCUUCAUCAGGUCAAGGAGGAAUACAAUGCGAUUCCUCUGAAGAAGAGAGUGAAGGAGUUCUUCUUCUCAGACCCCGGGCAGCAGGUGAUCAAGGGUGUGAUAGCGCGCGACCUGGACCACACGGACGCCUCCGCCUCCAUCACGGCCGGCGGCGUGGGCUUCAGCUACGUCAACAUCCGGAUGAAGAGCGAGCGCGGCUCCGGACUCAACUAUCAGAUCGAGAUCUACGCCUAGAGACGUUACUAGUAGUUAUGAGUAGGGGGGUAAACUGGAGUGAUUCUGAACAUAAUUUAAUCAUAGUACCAAAGUCACAAGCGAGAAAGAAAAUUCUAAACUUUAAACAUUUUUUUACUGAAAAAUCUUGCAGUCGGAAAAACAGUGAGUUUGGAAAAAGACAAAAACUCGAUUAGUACCUAUCUACAACGUAGAUAUUAACUGAAUUUACGUUCCGAUUUAAAAAUCGAAACAGAGCUUUGUAUUAAAAUAAAUAAGAGUAAAUUAAAUAAAUAUUUAUUAAACCACAA
This is a messenger RNA of Plutella xylostella (diamondback moth), 697 nucleotides long. RefSeq lists its product as uncharacterized. Lineage: Eukaryota; Metazoa; Arthropoda; Insecta; Lepidoptera; Plutellidae. The record is from RefSeq and is a predicted model, not a curated record.